AUGAACGGAGGCUGACUGCAAGCAGCUGCAGGUCCUGCAUUGUUCGCUGCAGAGCUGCUGCACGGUGAGCUUUCUUAUCGCACAGUUAAACCGCUUCGAAAAGAAAGAAAAAUGCCUCUGACGCGCUCCAAGAAGCUGGCUGCCCAGUCUCCACCAACCAGGAUGAGCCUGAGGAGCUUCCGUAGUGUCCCCCUGGUCCCCAUGGAGACCUCGUCUUCUUCUGACGACAGCUGCGACAGCUUCGGUUCUGAUGGAGGUUUUGCGAAUACGAGGAGGAGCUUGAAACAGACGAGAACCACACAAAAACCAAAGGUGUCCGAGGCAACGUCAGAGGAGGACACAUGCAGCGGGUUUGAGGAGAACGUGAUCAGCAAGCAGAUUAAAGCAAUGAAAGUCGGCAGUGAGGCCCCAAAACUUGGCCGCAGGUCAAAUGUCCUGAAAGUCGCCAUGGCGUUCCCCACCAAGAAGACGGGCAAGAAGAGACCUGCAUCUGAACCGCUGCCACAGCCUAAAGUGCAGGACUCCGACUCCGAGGAAGAGGAGAACUUCAUGGCUAAAAGGGCUCUGAAUAUUAAGGAGAACAAAGAAAUGCUUGCAAAGCUCUUAGCAGAAUUGAACAAAGUGCCUGGACUCCUUCCAGGGAAACGGAUGGCAAAGUCAGCUUUGACCACGCUGAGACAGGCGCCUGAGAGGUCACCUAGAAAACCGUGGGGUGUACGGCGAGCCCCCGAGCGGCUGCUCCCUCCCCGUACGCGGUCCCGCUCGCAAGUGGACGCCCCUCCCAGCCCGCCUCCUGAGGAAGACACCGAGGAUAAGUUCAGCCUGGUUCGCAAAAACCCCGACUACGAGGAAGAUGACGAACCUCCACGUCGCUUUUGCUGCAACAGGCAGCGGACCAUUCCUCAUGUGGUGCGGCCUGUGGAGGAAAUUACCGAGUUGGAGCUGCAGAGAAUCUGCAACAACGUCCGAGAGAAAGUCUACAACAGCUCCACUGGCUCCACCUGCCACCAGUGUCGCCAGAAGACGACCGAUACCAAAACCAACUGCCGUAAUCCCGAGUGUUUUGGGGUGAGAGGUCAAUUCUGCGGCCCGUGCCUCCGUAACCGAUAUGGAGAGGAGGUUCGAGAUGCUCUGCUGAAUCCAGAGUGGUGGUGCCCGCCGUGCAGAGGGAUCUGUAACUGCAGCUUCUGUCGGGCCAGAGAAGGCCGCUGUGCCACUGGAGUGUUGGUCUACCUUGCUAAGUACCAUGGCUUUGAUAAUGUGCACGCUUACCUGAAAAGCUUGAAAAAGGAGCUGGAGGAAGAAAGCAGCAAGUGAAAAGUGGACGAGAAUCUGCUGCAGAUACCCCUGAAGACUGACGCUCUUCCUGAUCAGUUUAUAUUGCUCAGUGUUUGAAGCAUUGAAACUCUCAGCGCUAAUUAUUUCUGUUCAGGUUUUAGAUCUAAAGUUGUUCUCAGACUUAUAAAAUUAAAGAUUUUAAACCUUUGACUAAGACUGUAAAAUAUAACUGAGCAAAAAAAAAAAAUUGCCCAGUACACCAUCUGCAGUCUUACCUGUGAUCAAAUGAAAUAGUCCUGUGAUGUUAGCAUUGCCUUUGGACUGAUCCACUUGUACUGUACAUUGUUUUAAAUGUAUUUCUCUUUAAAUGCUGUUAAAUCAAAUUAGCCCUUUCCUUUGCUUCACAUUAAUGCUUGUGUUUUUACAAGUUGCGCUUAUAGUUGCUUGCUGAAAUCAAAGAAAGCCUUCCUGCCUGUUGUGUUCUAGAAAUGGCCCAGUGAUCCUCCUGCUGUAGGUUGAAAAAAGGGCAUAUAGAGCGAGGUCCACUGCCUUCCUCCUCUAAACCGUGAGGAGCUGUGAUAAACUGCAGCGCCUGGUUAAAUAUCCUUCAUUAGAUAACUGUCACUAAUGGUGUGGAAACAAUUAGCACACUCUAAUGGGAAUCUCAUACCUGUAAAUCACUUUCCCCUGUUAAAGCACGUUCUCGCUCUGCACCAGCCUACGUGGCUCAUUUUCUGCCGUUCAAUUGUUGAGCAGAAAUGGCCGAAGGUGCCACUGAAGUGGCAGCAGAGUUAUAGCCUGCGUUUUCUGCUCACAGCUCUGAUCCUCUAAAUGAAAUGACAUAAAAUUAACCUUUGGUGCUGUUCAUUGUUGAAAUGUACUUGGUUUGACCUGUGGUUGAGGAUACUUCAUCGUGCGACGCUGUUGCAAAAAAUGUGAUCGGUUAGAUAUCAUUUUUUAAAUCUUUUGCUGUAAUUGCAGGGGGAGGUUGUUGUACUGCUGGUUCUAUGUGCUAAACACAAAGGAAAUGUGAUUGGGGUUCAUUGUGUUUUAUGUACAUGUUCAAUAAAGCGUUAAUCGGUGCAGAAUCA
Molecule: messenger RNA, 2369 nt
Organism: Poecilia latipinna (sailfin molly)
Lineage: Eukaryota; Metazoa; Chordata; Actinopteri; Cyprinodontiformes; Poeciliidae
Gene: cdca7a
Product: cell division cycle associated 7a
Exons: 10
Coding region: 112-1317 (401 amino acids)
Biological process (GO): regulation of DNA-templated transcription
Cellular component (GO): nucleus
Source: RefSeq, a predicted model, not a curated record